AUGCGGUACCUUUUUGCUGUUCUGUCUCUUUUGACAUUGGUCAAUGCCCAAUUCGGUGGCUUCUUUGAUCAAAUGUUUAACCAGCAAGGAGGCCACGAACAUCAUCAAGCGCAACAGCAAAACAACCCAAGCGAUGCGAACCACUACAAGCAGAAUUACGAGAACUCUGUCUGCGACAAAUACCUCUGCCCCGAUACCCUCGCUUGCGUCCACUUUCCUCACCAUUGUCCCUGCGCCUGGGAUGCUCAACAAGAAAAGUUCGAAUUAGCUGAGGGACAACGUCUCUGCGUCUCUCGUGGUGGAUUUCGGCCUGGUGAAACAGCUCGAAAGAUUGAAUUGGCAAGAAAGGGAUUACUGUGA
Molecule: messenger RNA, 360 nt
Organism: Fusarium proliferatum ET1
Lineage: Eukaryota; Fungi; Ascomycota; Sordariomycetes; Hypocreales; Nectriaceae
Product: Long chronological lifespan protein 2
Exons: 2
Coding region: 1-360 (119 amino acids)
Source: RefSeq, a predicted model, not a curated record